UAGGAUGUGGAAGAAACUGCAAUCCGUGUUGCUGUUAGCCUUUUAGCUUUUUAACAGUAAAAUAUGGCAAAGAUUCGCGGAGGAGGGACGUGAAAACGACAGCAGGAACAAAGGCUUCGUAAACCGGAGAGUUGUUUCUCAAGUGACAACGAGAAACAUCGACACUCCGAUGAGCUCUACCGAAAUGAUACAGAAAUGCGUGAAGAUAGAAGCAGGGAAAAUGAAGAUGACUGGCUUAUGCAAACAUCAUGUGGUUACGAUUAUGACUUACAUUAUGAACUUGACACCCACAAACACAGCUGGGAAAACAACAAACAGGCUCAGGAAGAGGAAAGCGACAUACUGAAGAAAACCAAGUUAACUGAAAGAAGAGAUCAAGAAGAUAAACCGACUGAUACCAAAACACAGACAAGAGAGGACAGAAUAGAGAGUCUGAAAGCUCUCCUUCGAAAGCAUGAGGAAGCCAUUGAGAAGUUAAGGCCCGAUGCAAAGAAAGACAAGCAGAAAAAAUGUUUUACCAUUGCCAAAAAUAGAAAAAAUAAUGCAUCAAGAAGCAAUCCCUCCACAGAAGCAGUGGAUCACCCCUCAAAAAGGAAAAGUCGUAGAAGGAAAACGAAAAAAGCUGAGCCUUGUACAAUUAGGGUGGUUAAUACCAGAGAAGUUGAUAUUUUGAUGAGUAAGGGAGACCUUAUCACUAAGGAUGAGUUCCUGGCUGUGAUAGGCCUGGUUCGAGUCACAAAACUUCAUUCAGUAUAACCAACUUAAUUUCUUUUUUCCUUUAUCCUUUUAUUGAUUUUUUUAAAUCUGUCUGUACAAACAACUUAGCUCUAUAGAACAUUGAUCAUCAUAACUAGUAUAUAAAGGUAAGGAGCUUAUCAGUUUCAUUAAAGUUUCUGAGGGUCGUAUCAAAUCACUUAGAACAUAGGUUUAUUACCUGUUACAAUAAGGCUUUUUUAAAAAAAAUCAAUAAAGUAGUUUGAAGGCCACACCUGAUCAUUUUGAAUCAGCUAUUGAAUUGAGCCCCAACCAUUCACUUACCAUAGACCAAAAUAGACCAUGAUCAAUACUUUGGAAAAAUUAAUAUCACCAUGAAAACUGAAACACGUACAAAACAAUAGACUUUAAACCAUAAAUUUUAUGUGAUCUAGGUUUCUUUCAGAAGAGGUAUUUAAUUUUAGUAUAAUUUCAGAGCUGAGCAAAGAGUUUCCAGCAAUCUGAUUCAGUGGUCAAGCAGUUCCUUAU
Stylophora pistillata is the source of this 1242-nucleotide messenger RNA. RefSeq lists its product as uncharacterized. NCBI's taxonomy places the organism in Eukaryota, Metazoa, Cnidaria, Anthozoa, Scleractinia, Pocilloporidae. The record is from RefSeq and is a predicted model, not a curated record.